AUGGUGCUACUCUCCGCCGACACUGGGCUCAAGGUCUGUGUGGGGAUCUUCUUUUUGAGCUCUUUCUUCCUUGCGGCAUCCUAUAAUGCCACAUUUGCUUUUGACCGCCCGGUCCAUACGGCCGUCUUGGUCUGCCUCCUCACAGGAGCAGUCUUCAUAAGUUUGGGCCGAUUCGUUCCGGCAGCAUCUCGACCCUCCUCGCCAAAAGGUAAAUGGACCGCCGUUCCGCUCUCCGACCAAUUUGAACUGUCAUCGCCGCGAAUCUCGACUGCGUCAUCUCCAAUUCUGGGUUUUAAUGAGCCUAUUCUACCCCAAUCUCCGUUCUGGCUGUCCCGGUUUUGGUGGAAGGUCGGCCUGUUGUUGGUCCUCUGUUGCUUGCGAGUAGAGUUGUUUCGCCGAGUCACUCUUCAUUCCGAGUGCGUGCCUGAUGGAUAUGCUUAUGCCAUUCCGUUCGUUGUGUCGCUUUACGACUAUUGGCGCAACCAACGAUCACAGCCAAGGGAGGAGUAUGUUCCCUUGCAACGGUCCCAAGGACUGCCUAUCCAAUUAGCGUACUCGACCUGCCGACGAAGCUUCCAUUUCCUGACUCGAAGCCGCGUUCGAGGUAUAAUUGCAGCUGCCUUCCUUUCAGUAGCUGGCUACAUGGCCGCGUCGUUCACGGCUGGUAGCCAGUCCACCUACGUGUGCCCGAUUGUCAUCAACGCAGCGGCUCGCCUUCAAAUCAUCAGGGUCACCAACACAUUGGUAGACUCAGUCCUUUUGAUUGGGGUCGCCGAUUUAUGCCAUACCGGAGCUGGGCAUGAGGGCAAGCGGAGAAAGCGAGCAUUGGUGUCACUGGGAGCUGGUCUCCUGGGCAUUGCUCUCAUCUGGAGCAUUAUUUCGAAUUUCAUAACGAACAGUCGUCCUGAACACAGCGGCCAGCCCUUCCUGGAUGUGAAAUACUCACGCAGUGCUCUUGGCGAGGCGCUACUAAUCGUGUUCUUAUUGACAUCGGCGUGGCAGAUGUUGCCCCAUUAUGGCGUUCUAGGGCUGUCGAUCUUUGGCGGUUUCAUAUUCAUCUACUUUUCCUCCACAUCGACCUUGCUCUUUCAACAAAUGCCGUUCCCUUUCAUCUCGACGACUCAGGCCGUUCUUACUGUUGUUGCAUCAUCUACCGGAGCCGUCCUCUUUCUUCUUGCACGCAUCAUUUCCGAGGAAGAGUCAAAGUCACUAUACCGCGCGAAUAUUUCGCUCCAGAUAGUGUUCACCAUCCUAUGCGGAAUCGCCGUGAUCUUCGCAAUUGGCAAACACCAAUUCUCUCAUACGCAUCCAAUUGACAUCCUUAUUCACAAAGGAACCAUUCAUUUCGACAAAUACAUCACCCAGGCUGGCGCCAGCAAGACUCUCGCAGAUGCUGUUUUGGAAUAUCAAAGACGUUAUGAGCAGCUUCCGCCUCCUGGAUUUGACAAAUGGUGGGAAUAUGCAACAAAGCGAUCCUCAUUGGUCAUCGACGAGUUUGAUCAGAUCUACAAGAAUCUGCUUCCUUUCCGAGCCAUCCCCCCAGCGCAGAUUCGGGACAUGACACAAAAGUUGGCGACGAAUCCUUUUAAUGAUCUCGGAGCUAUCAGCAUUCGAAAUGGCAAACCCCAUAUCCAAGAAGGUAUUAAGCCAACGCAUGCAUGGAUGGUCAAAGGAGCUGCAGAUAUGAUCGAAAACUUCUCCGAGCAUCUUCCAGACAUGGAUCUCGUGUUCAAUCUGAAUGACGAGCCUCGGGUCGCCGUGCCUUGGGAAAAGGCUUUCCAGCUAAAGCGAGAAGCAAAAACACAUCUAUCCAUCCCCCCGGAAAAUGUGGUAGGAAGUUAUUCUGCAGACAGAGGGCAAGGUUGGGGCCCCAUAGAGCCUGCAGACCAAACGAACGAGACUAUUUUCACGGAUGGUGCAUGGCGAGGUGUGUGGGAUCCGUAUGUGAGCGCGGUUUGCCCGCCUUCGUCUAGGGCACGCACUCGACGAAUUUGGAACCGUCGUGACAUCUGCCUGGGCUGCACAGAGCCCCAUACCAUGGGACAAUUCCCCUUGGAUUUCAAUCUAGCUUCUGAAAUCUGCCACCAGCCCGACCUGGCUUUCCUUCACGGCCUCUUGAUCUCUCCCUCCUCGUUCAAGGUGUCCCAGGAGUUAAUACCCGUCUUCAGUCAAAGCGCUCUCACUGGGUUCAACGACAUUCUAUACCCCAGCCCGUGGAACUACAUGGACAAAGUCCAGUACAAACCGUCUGGAGAGUACCCCGAUCCCGCAUACGAGAAAAAGGAAAAUUCGCUCUACUGGAUUGGGAGCACCUCGGAAGGAUACAGCCGCUUCAACGAAUGGAAGGGCAUGCCACGACAACGAUUCGCCCACCUCAUGAACAACAACACCCAGAGCCAAGUCUCUGUGCUCUUACCAGCCGGUCCAGGCCUCUAUGAGUACGAGGUCAUGGAUGGCACCGCGCCCUCGGAACAAUUACAACUGCAAACAAACGUCCAUCUCGCAGACCCGAUCACCCGCUGCGGAGACUGCGACGUCCAGCACGAGGAAAUGGGAACAAUCUCCCACGUCGAUUUCCAAUCGCACUGGGCGCAUCGAUUCCUCUUCGACCUCGACGGCGCCGGGUUCAGCGGCCGAUUCCUACCCUUCCUGAAGAGCCACAGUCUUCCCAUGAAGACGGGUCUCUUCCGGCAAUGGUUCGACUCGCGCGUCGUAUCAUGGUUCCACUUCGUGCCCAUCGAUAUCCGGCUCCACGGCCUUUGGAGCACGCUGGCUUAUUUUGCCGGCGUGCCGAACCCCAACGGUGCCGAUGUCAACCACCCGAUGCGCAUGGAUGCGCAUACCAACCAGGGCUCGUGGAUUGCCGAGCAGGGGCGCCAGUGGACGGAGCUUGCGCUGCGCAAGGAGGAUAUGGAAAUCUAUUUCUUCCGGCUUCUUCUUGAAUGGGGUCGUCUGACGGAUGACAACAGGGACGCUCUUGCGUUCUCCCGCGUUCCGCUCUGA
Molecule: messenger RNA, 3003 nt
Organism: Penicillium cinerascens
Lineage: Eukaryota; Fungi; Ascomycota; Eurotiomycetes; Eurotiales; Aspergillaceae
Product: putative capsular associated protein
Exons: 6
Coding region: 1-3003 (1000 amino acids)
Source: RefSeq, a predicted model, not a curated record